CAGCUAGCGAAAAAUCACCUGCUGUGCGAGAGAGAAAUCAGAAAGAAGAAAUGCUUCCGGACAACAGAUUUACUUUGAUUCAAGGGUCAUUUUACUGAGACGUUCGGCGUGGCUAAUGGUGGUGCAGGAGCUUCCUGAUUUGUCCCAAGAGCCAAGGGACUGAAGGAGCAGCAUGAAGGAGAAGAAGGAAGGCCAGGGGGUGCUGGAGGACUCCAGCUCUCGGGUCUCCCUGAUGCUCAAGAACAGGGCUCAGGGCAGCCCCACUGAACAACCUGCUGCCUUGUUGGUGCUCGACAACAAGAGAGUGGCAAAAAAAGUGCGCUUUAAGGACAUCCAGGAGUGUGAAAGUGUGAUUGUGAAUGACAUCAUGGACAAGCAAAACAGAAACACUCCAGACCAAAUGAAGAAAGCACAGAAAACCAUUCAGAACACCCCUCUGGACCUGAUUGACACAGGGAAGGGGCUGAAAGUACAGACGGACAAGCCGCACCUGGUCAGCCUUGGGAGUGGUCGCCUCAGCAUCGCCAUCACGUUGCUUCCACUUGAAGAAGGGAAGACCACAUUUGGCAGUUCGGAUAGUCCCUCACAAGACGUCAGCAUUCAAGGUCCUGGUAUCGCAGCUCAGCAUUGCCAUAUUGAAAACCAAAAUGGAGUUAUAACCCUGCAUCCAUAUGGGAACCUGUGUGCAAUCGAUGGAAUCCAGGUGAAGCAACCUACACGCCUAACCCAAGGGUGCAUGCUCUGCCUUGGGCAAUCAACAUUUUUUCGCUUCAACCACCCAGCGGAGGCACACAGAAUGAAGAGUAUGAUGUCCGGGAACCAAAACGCUGCAGUGACCUAUGGCCGUUCUUCAGAUCCCGCUAGUCUGGUAAAUGGCAAUCACCAAACUCCCCUUAAUGAAGCUUCAAGCAAUCAGUCAUCAAGAUCCCAAGCCACUCCCAGUUCACUGGUCAGCUCAAUUGAGAAGGAUCUACAAGAUAUUAUGGACUCUUUGGUGAUGGAGGAUGCUACAUCUCCUGGUAAAAAGCAGGCAGCCAAUGCCCAAUCGCCUUUGUCUCCAAUGGUUAAUGGAGGUGGGAGAUACCUCCUGUCACCCCCCAUGAGUCCUGGUGCGAUGUCGGUGGGAUCAAGUUAUGACAACAUGUCCCCACCCUUCUCCCCACUGUCCUCCCCAUCUCCGGGCAGCAGCAGCAGUUGCACGAGCCAUUCCCCAGGCAGUCAGGAGCAAGGGCCAACAUUGCCUCCAACUGUGCCUAUUAGAUCUUCAAGUUAUAACCACACUGUGCAGCCUCCAUCCCCUCGACCUCUGCCAAUCUACAGUGGAGUGGCUAUCGACCUAACCAAGUGCAACGGUCUUGGUCCAGCGAUGCAGCGAGUGUCAGAGAGUCCACGUGCUCACAGGAAAGUGCCCAAUGUCCAUGAAACACCACCAAGCCCAACCCUUAACCGCAGAGGGUUUCCACUCGAUGCCUUGAAUUCAGUGAUGCUUCAUGAAACCAGGAAGAUGCCAGAAAGUUCAAAACUAUCCCUACAAAGUCACAACCUGCCAUCGGUAUCUGUUAGUCCAAGUGACUUCAGUGGUGGAAGUUCCAGAGUUCAAGUUGUGACCGUUCCGAGCAGUCCUAGAACUGGAGCCAAGUUUCACCCAUCUUCAAGCCCAAGGACCAAAGGAGCUGCCCUUCAAGAAAGGCCUCCAAGUCCUUUCAGAGAGGCUAAGGAAACUCCCAUUGAUCGGUCCAUCACUUCCAGCCCAUCGAGGCAGAUGUCCCCAAGGGGUUUCCAGACAUUGGAGAGCCUAGGAUAUGUUCCUGUAAAUCAGCCUGUCCAGUUACAACCAAGAAACCUUCAGCCUCCUGAGAGUCCCCGAAUGAGUAGGCGAAGCAUAGAAAGCAUGAGAGAGUUGCCUCCGUUAAGUCCUUCCAUGUCCAGGAGGGCUGUUCCGCUCCCCACGUUCUCAAAUCUACCAAAUUCUCCUCAAGCUAGGACCUCUCGAGAGAUGGUCCAUCAUGACAGUCCCUCCCAUCAGAUGAAACUGGUCAAGGAAAUGCCAGAAAGCCCUCGAUUUAGACGUAAAUUUUCAUCAGGCUCAUCCGAAAGGAACGAGGACUUCUCAGUGCACAGUACUCCCGGGUUAAGCACCUUAAGCGGUGGAAGGGGAGUCAGGGACCGCAGCCCAUCCCCAACCUUGCUGUCUGUUGACCAUCCACGGAAAACCUAUGGGAAUACUUUAACCCCGGCCCACAGCUUGUCUUCUUUGUCCAUCUCAACACCACUGCAAAGCCCAAGAAUGCAGAGGAAAAUGGCGGGGGAUGAGAGGAUCCCAGUACCACGACAGCGGAAAAACAGUAUUUCUGAAAUCAGCGACAAUGAGGAUGAACUCCUGGAUUAUCACCGGCGGCAGAGGGAGGAACGAAUCCGGGAACAGGAAAUGCAGAUGUUGGAGCGUCAGAGACUUGAAACCAUCCUGAACCUGUGUGCAGAGUACACAAAAACUGACUCCCCCACCAGCCCUGAUAUGGGAAAGGUGAACCAGGCCAGCGAGCAGUUGCAGAUCGAAGAGCAGAGACUGUACCCCAGUUCCGUGGAGCCUGCCCCCACCACAGCCAGCAGAGGGACCUCCAUGGACAGAUGCACUGGAGGUAAAGUCUACAGCGAGCCUAGCACAGCACAGCCAGCAGAGCCCAGUGUUCAGAAGCCUCGGGAGGGACUGGAGAGAUCUGACGAGGAGAACCUUAAGGAAGAGUGCAGCAGCACAGAGAGCACACACCAUGAGCAGCAUGAAGAUUCAGCAGGUGGCCAGUCACCCCAGCAGGUGACGUACCUGGAGGAGGAGAGGGUCAGGGUUCUCACCAAUGUGGAUGAACUGAAACAAAGGAUCAAAGAGCUGGACCAACAACUUGAGGAGUCGACACGGGAGGCGGAGAUGGAGCGAGCACUACUUCAGGGAGAGCGAGAGUCUGAGGUUGCCCAGAUCCAUCAGGAGCAGGAGAUCAUCGAUCAGUUGGAGGAGAAGCUUUCUGAGCUAGAAAACAACAUACAGAGAGAAAAAGACAAGGAAAGGGUAAAGCUUGAUGCAGAGAAAAAAGAAGUAGAGAGACUGCAAUCGCAUUGCCAUGAUUUGAAGAGCCAGCUUGAUAACUGCCCUGAGUCAAUGAGGGAGCAGUUACAGGAACACCUCAAAAGGGAAGCGGAAGCUCUCGAAUCUGAAGCCAAACUGUUCGAGGACCUGGAGUUUCAGCAGCUGGAGAAGGAGAGUCGCCUGGAGGAGGAACGGGAGACGGUUAGCCAGCAGCUACAGCAGGACAAGGCUGAGUACCAGCGCAGCGCCAUGCGGAGAAAGGACAAGGUUUCUGCUCUGGAGAACCAAGCCAAUCAAAUUCGCUAUCAGACCAUUCAGGAGUGUGAGAGACUGAACAGGGAGAAAAACGCAAUGAUACAAAUGCUUCAGAAGGAAAAAGACAAACUGGCCAGUCUGGAAAAACAAUAUUUCAUGGUGACUGGUGGCAAAACCUUCUCCAAAAGUUCUACAGCAUUGAAAGAGGAAGUCCUUCGUAUCACAGAGCCUAGCGACAUAUUAGAGGAGACUAAAUACCAGCAUUGCUUACCAGGAAACGCAGCUUCUCUAUCCCCCUCUCCUUCCACCCCAUCGUACCCCAAGAUGCAGGAGGAAUAUAUGAAGCUGGCUGACGUGUUUAAGUUCUACAGUGACAUAUAUGGCACAGGCACUGAUGCUGCAUUCUCUGCUUCUCCACUGCGUUCUCUGCCGCUUAUUGUACCUCCAUCAGCCCAUGAGGUCUACCGAUCCAAAAUGGAGAGUGAUGGGUGUGGCACAGUACCUCGAACAAAGACGGGGUCUGCCCCCUCCUCACCAUUCACUGCCUCAACGCUCGGACGAAAUCUUACUUCAAAGAAUGUUGUGCUGGCACAGAAUGGCACCGGCAGUUUACCACGGAACCUGGCUGCUACCCUCCAAGACAUCGAAGCAAAGCGCCAGCUAGCAUUGCAGCAGAAAGGCCACCAGGUGAUUGAAGAGCAAAAGCGGCGACUGGCUGAGCUGAAGCAGAAGGCCGCGGUUGAGGCCCAGUCGCAGUGGGACGCCCUGCACAGCCAGCACUCGCCAAUGUUUGUCCACCAGAGCCAGCCGUACAGCCUGCCUGGACACCAGCAGUCACACCUCAUCCACCACAGCAUCCUCCAUCACCACUCUCAACCCCUCUCUGCUCAACACGGCACGGACAUGGACCACGCCUUCGACACGCUCAGUCUGGAGAGUUCAGACAGCAUGGAGACCAGCAUCUCCACGGGCAACUCAGCCUGCUCACCGGACAACAUGUCGAGCGCCAGUGGUGUGGAUGUCUCCAAGAUCGAGGAGAUGGAAAAGAUGUUGAAGGAGGCACAAGCAGAGAAAGCUCGCCUUUUGGAGACAAGGGCACGUGAGAUGGAAAUGCGUCGCCAGGCCUUUGAGGAAGAGCGCAAGAGGCGAGAGGAACUGGAGAAGAGGCUCCAGGAAGAAACUGUGCAUCGGCAGCAGCUCGUCGACAAAGAGGUCAAGAUGAGGGAGAAAAAUUUUUCACAGGCACGACCUCUAACCCGGUAUCUACCGAUCAGGAAGGAAGAUUUUGAUUUGCGGUCACAUAUUGAAUCAUCUGGGCACAACCUGGAAAUCUGUUACCAGAUUACCAUGUCUGAGAAGAUGUGCAAAGGUUACCUGACAAAAAUGGGCGGGAAAAUUAAAUCCUGGAGAAAACGCUGGUUCGUCUUCGAUCGCAUUAAGCGAACGUUGUCUUAUUAUGUUGAUAAACAUGAAAGUAAAUUAAAGGGAGUGAUUUAUUUUCAAGCCAUUGAAGAGGUUUACUAUGACCAUCUCAGAAGUGCCUCAAAGAGCCCCAAUCCCAGCCUCACGUUUUGUGUGAAGACUCAUGACCGACUCUACUUCAUGGUGGCUCCAACCCCAGAGGCCAUGCGAAUUUGGAUGGAUGUGAUCGUGACGGGCGCUGAGGGCUACACACAGUUCAUGAGCUGAGGGCCCAGGGGAAGGUCCCCUCCUUGGGGUGGAGUGAGUUGGCGUUGUGCAGAGUUCCAUCGAGUCGACCUGCUCUGUCCAGCACUGCCUGUAUUGACUGACCGUCCCUCUGCCUUUCUUUCUCUCUCACACACUCUUGUCCUCUGCCUGAGCACUGAUUGUGGGCAAUAAGUAAAACCAGUCCCAUCUUACUGUGCGGAGUGCAAGUAGGCGACGCAACAUUUUCUAAUGCUUUUGCUGGAAGUUGGCUUCAAACAAACGAUAAGGAGAAAUACCUACACCCAUAAGCGAAACAAAAAAGGCUCCAAAGACUCCCAUCCGGUUUUGCAGUUUGAACAUUCUGAGUUUCCAAGUGGAUGGUGAACAGAGAAAAAUAGGGAGGCAAAAAAUGGGAAAAGAUACGAGAAAAGAAUAAUUUAAUCCUUGACCUGAAGCAUUAGGCAGGCUUCACAAGUGUUAGAUCCUCCUUGAUGACGUCUCCUUGGGGACAGAUUGGUACCAGUGCCAGCUCCAGGCAUGCCCUGCGGCCUCUGUUGAUUGGAAAUGUUCCGUGACGGGCAAACGUGCUCGCAAAAUAAAGGAACGUGAUCUCUUCCCCGUGAAAGCACACUCACGUGUGGGCUGACUGCAGCGAUACUGGCAGCACGAGCAGCUGACCGAACUCAAGGUUGCCUGCAGACAAGGUGGAAAUUACGUGCCUUUUAAACUUCUGGUCCAGGGAUUCCAAGUGCUCAUUCUAAGGACUUGUUUUGGCAUAAGCAGCAUUUCUUGGGAGUUGAAUCAGGGAUUGAAAUAUGUUUUAUUUUAUUAAUUUUUGGUCUUGUUGUUGAACUACUCUGUUAAACAAUGGCUUUAGCUGAGGUCGCCAUAAGGCAGAACUUACCUCGAUGCUAAGAGUGAUUUUUACAGUUUUAUAACAAUUAGAAGCCCAGUAUUGCUUCUGCCUCCCACACACCCUGUGCCAUAGUUUGCUUAACACAUCAGUAACCGUACCCAACUGUGCUUUCUUAUACCUUGCGUUUUAGCCAGUAUCGUACUACAGCCAAGAAGAAAAGGGAAUUCCAUCUCGAGAAUCUUUUAUGUUUCUCGAGGACAAUGUGUUAACGGUUUGAGAGAUUUGUUGGUUUCCAGGAAAAAGCUCAGCAAAGUUAUGGGAGCUUCACCCUCGCUUUGAUGACUAGACAUUCUGAUGGCUUAACUGUGUCAUGUGUUGUAGGUCAUCUGAGGUGUGGGUUUACCGAAUACAGAGGAGCAACAGCCCCUCAUAAUGCUUAACGUCUUGGUUUUGCGGCGUCUGCCAAUCCCCCCCAAACCAGGGACAAUGUGGUGGUGCUGGAGAUGGCUGCACUCAGUUGAAUGAGGUCCUUCGUUCUUCUUGGUGGGAGGAGGAUUUGUAUGGAGGUCAAGUGAGGUUGUGUGACCUGCCUCUGUGAUUGAAUAGUCCACUGCCAUUUGAUGCAUAGUUUAAUCACACAGACUGGAAAAUCCUAGGAUCAUUUUCCAGGGGCAAGGUCGUUCAUCAGACCAGUACUUGGUCCCAGUACCUUCGUUACAAGGGGAAGGAACAAAUCAACCAGGCUGCUGUUUCUCAUUGCUCUGCAGUAAUGCCUAUUGACAUGGGUGCUGAAUUUGGAUUAAUAAAUUACAUUUAUAUGUUUUACACUUUGCUGUUCUCUUAAACCCAAAGCUGAGUUUUGGUGAUAACGUAGCUGGGCAACAUUUCCCUCCUUCACUCCACCCCAUCCCGCACUCCCUAACCUCAUGCCCUCCAUCCCCUCCAUCCCCUUCCUCUCAUCUCCUUCAGCCCUCCUUCCCCUCCCUCCUGUUGACCGUGUGGGUGAGGUACUCCCACAGUUAUUGUAGGUGUGUUCCAGGAUCUAUCUCACACAGGAUGGGUGCUGCAGGGGUUGUGUCUUGCAGAGGAAGGGAGGAGAACAUCCAGCAGACUGCCUCGCACACCAACUGCGAACGUAAACUUGGAGAAAACAACAUUGACAGGAUCUGGAGCUUUUCUGAAGGUGUUUCUGGGCAACUUGAUCCCCAUCCUCUCUCCCCCAGCUUAUCAAGGGUCAUUGCCAUGGUUACAGAUGCAGCCUUACAUGUUGCUUUAACCCCUAAGGUUGUGGUGUAAUCUUUGAAUAUCCACCCUAAAGCAAUUUUCCAGCAGAGUCUGAAGUUUAUUGCUGAGACAAAAUGUUGCUUUUUCUGAAGCAUUCAUGAAAUAGACUUGAAUUGCAAUUACAAUUCUAUAUAUUAAACAAAAUGCAGCUCGGGUCUUCUUUCUCAGAAUAGGGAAUGUUUUGUGCAGUAUUUAUUUAAUUUUCAGUAAGUAGAGAAGGAGUGUUCCUUCGUGGAAUUAAACCAGUCAGGUAACAGCAUCAACACAAUAGGCCAAAUGGCCUCCUUCAUUGCUGUACCAUCCAACGAUGCUGUUAGGGAAAGAGCCAUAGAACUGUCUCCUCACUCUACUCAGCUGCUUAGUAAGAGGAACAUAAUUGGAUAUGAAUCAGCCAUUGAUUAUCUAUGGAGUCCUGUAAGUAACAAUCCUAAAUCCAAUAAAAAAGAAUCUGGCCCUUGCAUUUUUAAUUAAACAGCUUGUUGCCAGAAUUACUCUUGGAUGAAUGUCCUUCACUUUGACCAAAGCUAUUUGUGUGAAGUGCUUGUGGUUCUGCCUCUAUCACUUGGAGUAAUGCCUUAAUUGAUUCUCUGUCUAUUUAUUCAUUAAAUUACUCCCAUCACCUGGAAUGGAGGAUUUACAUUCACCAGACCUAAUAGCCUUUGGUGUUGUAUCCCUGUGUACUUGUGUCCACCAGUACUGGACCCAAGUAUUAUAAAAUGGCCUACCUGCACUUAUCAUUUCUCUGUCCCUGUGCUGUACAGUCACCAGUACCAUACCCAGUGUUAUACGGUGACAGACCUGCAUCCAUCAGGAUUGUAUCCUGGCUUCAUAUAACAGACCAGUAAUGAAAUCCAGUGUCAUAUAGUGACAGAUCUGUCCCCACACCUACCAUGGCGAAGUGUUACAGAGUGACGGGUUAAACAAAGACUGAAGCUAAUGCACUACAGGUGAGGAAGUUAAAUGUUACCCUCUUUUGACAAUAUUUUAGGUUUUGAAUUGAAAGGAACAGAUUUAAAGGAUUAUACAACUUUUAAACCCUGAUCUCAGCAGAAUUUUUUAAAUUAAAAGAUAAAGCUAUUUAAAGGACUAUCAUAUCUUUUCAGGCUGAAGCCUGUUCCUAACUCUGACCAGUCAGAAAAAGUGAAUUCUGAGGAAUUGGGGUGGCCCUGGUGAAAACCCCAUUCUCAUGGGACCCUGUAUAUAAUUGUACUAUAUAAGGGUCUUAUUGGUUGGUUAAAUAAUGAUCCUUAUGAAACGAUGACUAAAAUGUCAUAUUUUUAUAUAUAUAAAUUAUGCAAAACAAAUAGUUAAUCAUUGCCAUUCAUUCAUGUAUC
This is a messenger RNA of Pristis pectinata (smalltooth sawfish), 8476 nucleotides long. It is a transcript of the gene phldb1b, whose product is annotated as pleckstrin homology-like domain, family B, member 1b. Lineage: Eukaryota; Metazoa; Chordata; Chondrichthyes; Rhinopristiformes; Pristidae. Gene Ontology annotation, cellular component: basal cortex. Gene Ontology annotation, molecular function: protein binding. Gene Ontology annotation, biological process: regulation of microtubule cytoskeleton organization. Bases 173 to 5023 code for a protein of 1616 amino acids. The transcript has 23 exons. The record is from RefSeq and is a predicted model, not a curated record.